Silurus meridionalis is the source of this 1682-nucleotide messenger RNA. It is a transcript of the gene pou3f2b, whose product is annotated as POU class 3 homeobox 2b. The coding region runs from base 72 to 1361 and encodes 429 amino acids. The record is from RefSeq and is a predicted model, not a curated record. Gene Ontology annotation, cellular component: nucleus. Lineage: Eukaryota; Metazoa; Chordata; Actinopteri; Siluriformes; Siluridae. Gene Ontology annotation, molecular function: DNA-binding transcription factor activity, RNA polymerase II-specific; RNA polymerase II cis-regulatory region sequence-specific DNA binding. Gene Ontology annotation, biological process: brain development; regulation of transcription by RNA polymerase II. The transcript has a single exon.
UGUGUGUGUGUGUGUGUGUGUUAUACCUCCGUCUCCGCCGUUCGCUGCGUUUCAGUCUCGCGCUGCUCCUCAUGGCCGCGACAGCCUCCGCCGCCGCGCACUACAGUCUGCUCAGCGCGAGCGCGCCGGCGCACGCGGAUCCCGGCGGCAUGCAGCAGCACGCGGCUCCUGGUCCGGCGUACAGGCACGCGCACGCCGCCGCGCUGCUGCAGAGCGAGUUCGCGCUGCAGAAUAACGGCGGCGUGGGUCACGCGCACCAGUGGCUCGCGGCGGCGCUCUCUCACGGCGGCAGAACGGGAUUAGGAGGUGGAGGUGGAGGAGGUGGAAGUGCAGGAGGAAGUGCGGAAGAAGCCGCGUGGACGUCGGCCGACAUCAAGCCCACGAUCCGAGGGACCGGGGACGAGAUGCACGAGGACACCGACAACAGCGACGAUAACAACAACAAUACCAACAGCUCAAGCAGUGGCAACUUACAGCACAUGCUUCAUCAUCCUCAUCAUGCCCAUCAUCACCCUCAUCACCACCACCAUCAUCAUCACCACCAGCAGCAUCACGAAGAGGACACGGCGCGCGCGUGGAGGAACGCGAGCGGCACGGCGGCGUCUCACCUGCCUGGCGUUGGCGCGGGGGCGUCCGGGCAGCAGAGCCUCGCGUACACGGGUGGGUUCGGAGCGCUCAGCGGGCUCGUGCCGGGCGUACAGGCGCACCACCAGCACCGCCAAGAGCACGAGCACGAUCCACCGCCACAUCACCACAGUCCGCACGUGCGCGAGCACCAUCAGCACCACCGGAGUCUGCAUGAGUCGCCGGCGUCGGACGAGGACGCAACGCCGACGUCGGACGACCUGGAGCACUUCGCCAAGCAGUUCAAGCAGCGGCGCAUCAAGCUCGGCUUCACGCAGGCGGACGUCGGGCUCGCGCUCGGCACGCUCUACGGCAACGUGUUCUCGCAGACGACCAUCUGCCGGUUCGAGGCGCUGCAGCUGAGCUUCAAGAACAUGUGCAAGCUCAAACCGCUGCUCAGCAAGUGGCUCGAGGAGGCGGACUGCAGCGCGAGCGGCGGCGGCGGCGGUGGCAGCGGCCUGGACAAGCUCGCGGCGCAGGGGCGGAAGCGCAAGAAGCGCACGUCGAUCGAGGUGAGCGUGAAGGGCGCGCUCGAGAGCCACUUCCUGAAGUGUCCGAAGCCGGCGGCGGCGGAGAUCACGAGCCUGGCGGACAGCCUGCACCUCGAGAAGGAGGUAGUGCGCGUGUGGUUCUGCAACCGGCGGCAGAAGGAGAAGAGGAUGACGCCGCCCGGGGUGCUCGGCGCGCUCGCGGGCGAGGAGGCCAUGCUCGAGCUCAAAACGCAAAGCGUGCAGUGAUGAUGGAGUGAGUGAGAGAAAGAUAAAAAAGAAAGUAAGAAAGAAAGAAAGACAGACAGAAACCGGAGUGUGAACAAAACUACAGCAGGAUAUACUGUGCGGAGACAAACAUGCAUCACUGUGACAGAGGGUUAACUUGGAAACACACACACACACACACACACACACACACACACACACACACACACACACACACACACACAAAUCCGCGCGUGCAGGGCUGCUUUCCCAUUUCCUUCUUUCCUUUGCAGAAAACUGUUACAGUGUUGUGAGCAUUUUAAAUACAAAAAAAUUGUCCACAUUAUUAUUAUUAUUAUUAUU